Oncorhynchus tshawytscha (Chinook salmon) is the source of this 3454-nucleotide messenger RNA. RefSeq names its product 5'-AMP-activated protein kinase subunit gamma-1-like. The transcript has 14 exons. Lineage: Eukaryota; Metazoa; Chordata; Actinopteri; Salmoniformes; Salmonidae. The coding region runs from base 675 to 2138 and encodes 487 amino acids. The record is from RefSeq and is a predicted model, not a curated record.
GAUUAGUCCCCUUUUAGCAGCCUCUCUGUGAUGCUGCCUAUUUUAAAGGGACAACACACACUGCAGACAGCUGCACAUGACAAUCUACAGCAGCACGGACUCUUGCUGCUGGACGCCUGUGGACCAGAUCUAACAAAGAUUCAAAGAGAGGCAGGUAGAACGAGAAAGCGAGAGCUAGAAAAAGAUAGAGAGAGCGAGGAAGCUCCAGGGAAAGGAGAACAGAACUCUUUGUCUUGAAAAGUGUGUUUAAGAGGAAUCGCUACUGAAAGUUUAUAUGAGAGGCCAGCUCUCCUCUGGGGAGUGAAGCUUUCAGCCUGGCUGGCAACUUUCUUGCUCUUCCUUCAGAUGUUUCUACUGUGAACUAUUUGGCUGGCUCACAUCUCCAGUCUCUCCACACUGUCUAUGUUGUAGAGUACCCCUGGGACCAUUCACGUGGAUUGACGGUCACUACUCAGCACUGUCCUUGGAUCAGUUUUGCACAGCUCCUAAAGGAGAAGAUUGACCUGGCUGGCCUGAGCUAGGAUCAGAUUAUCUUGGAGUGCGGAUUUUGCGAGAAGGGGAACAUUGAAGCUUGAAUCGGGUCUUGUUCAGGCUUGAUUGAAUCCGAUAACUCCUAUUUAGUCGGAUAUGUUCUACUUGGGUUUAUACACUAUACUUGUGUCCCAUCGUGCCCCAUGAAGCGAUUUGGGAGCCUGAGGGCGAGCAAGAAGAAGAAGGAGCCAGACAGACGGACAGGGAGGAGGCAGUCUGAGCCCCACGGCCUCUUGGGAAACACCUCUGGGAUCUCCUCGCCCCCCUCAACUCCUCCAACGCAGUCCGUCAAGCAGCCGCCGGCGUUCCUGCUGGAGGCCUAUCGGAGUGAGCCGGAGAGGCCGGAGGCACGGAUGCGCUCCUACUCUUCCCCGCCAGACACCGGGCAACGCUUCAGUCUACCCUGCACCAAACCACCCAUGACUCCCUCCGCCCCCAUCGCUACCUCACAAUCACAACCAGUCGACAGUUUAGUUGAAAACAUGCUGAAGAAACUUGAGCUAGAAGAUGAAGCUGUUGAAGAAUCCGAAAGGGAUAUCUACAUGCGCUUUAUGAAGUCACACAAGUGCUACGACAUUGUUCCUACCAGCUCCAAGCUCGUUGUUUUUGACACUACUCUGCAAGUAAAGAAGGCUUUCUUUGCCUUGGUUGCCAACGGGGUGCGGGCAGCCCCGCUAUGGGAGACGAAGAAGCAGAGCUUUGUCGGAAUGUUAACCAUCACAGACUUCAUCAACAUCCUCCACAGAUACUACAAGUCUCCCAUGGUACAAAUAUAUGAGCUGGAGGAGCAUAAAAUUGAAACGUGGAGAGAGCUCUACCUACAAGAAACCUUUAAGCCGUUAGUGAACAUAUCACCUGAUGCAAGUAUAUUUGACGCAGUAUACUCGCUCAUCAAGAACAAGAUCCACCGGCUGCCCGUCAUCGACCCAGUCAGCGGAAACGCACUUUAUAUCCUCACACACAAGAGAAUCCUCAAGUUCCUCCAGCUCUUUGUGUGUGAGAUGCCAAAGCCUGCCUUUAUGAAGCAGACCCUGGAGGAGCUGACCAUCGGCACCUACCACAACAUCGCCUUCAUCCACCCCGACACACCCAUCAUCAAGGCCCUGAACAUCUUCGUGGUCCGGAGGGUGUCCGCACUGCCAGUGGUGGACGAGUCAGGGAAAGUCGUGGAUAUUUAUUCCAAGUUUGAUGUCAUUAACCUUGCUGCUGAGAAGACCUACAACAACCUGGACAUCACGGUGACCCAGGCUCUGAGGCAUCGCUCGCAGUACUUUGAGGGCGUGAUGAAGUGCAACCGGCUCGAGACACUGGAGACCAUCGUGGACAGAAUAGUCAAAGCAGAGGUCCACAGGCUGGUGGUGGUGGGCGACAACGCCCACAUCGUGGGCAUCGUUUCCCUGUCGGACAUCCUGCAGGCCCUGGUGCUCACCCCUGCAGGCAUCGGCAGGAAGAGCAGCCAAGCACGAUCAAAAGCAGAGGUAGAGGCAGAGGCACCACCAGAAACAUUGGUAGAGGCAGAGGCACCACCAGAAACAUUGGUAGAGGCAGAGGCACCACCAGAAACAUUGGUAGAGGCAGAGGCACAGGUAGUAGGGGCUGGAAACUGAAGCUGAGACCGAGAAUGAGGUAGUGGGGGUUAAGUCUGAAGUUGGAGAGAUGGAGAACGCUGAAGCCGUGGCAAAGACUGAGGCAGUAGUGAAGGUAGAAACUGAAGCUGGACCAAAAGAUGCUGAGGGAAAGGCGGCGUAUGUGCUGUGUGUGACUGACCUGCCGUGACACGGGACAUUGCUGUGAGAGGAAGUUGACUCGGAAGACUGAUGGAAGUUGAACCCCCAGACUGAUGCAGCAUUGUCUGGGCUGAGAAAAGGGUUGGAUCGGACUGGUGGGAUGGGUGGUACAGUCAAAGUGACCCUCUGGGUAACCAGGGCCCUGAUGGGUAAUUUGCUGUGAUAGGGGAGACGUGGUCACAUGGGUGACUGACUCGGGCUGACCAACCUGGGAUUAUUUUACUAGAGGGUUUGGCGGUGGUGCCUCCUCUUCUCCCCCCUCAAGAUUGUGCAUCAUCACUCCCCUCUACUUUUACCCCCUGGAUGUUCCAGAAAUAACCCCUACCCCCUGGGCCCUCAUUUAGACUUGACAUGAGUGGAAAGGUAUUAGCAACAUGGCUAGUAUUCCAGCUAGCCUAUCAGAAGCCCUCGGUGGUUUGCGUUAUUAUAAGCUUGUUUUUAGUUGCAGGUUAUUUUCCAUUUGAAUCAUAAUCGUGUCUGCUCUCCUUCAGGGAAAGAGCAUUGAGUUGUUUUUUUCUUUAUUUGCACAAGGUUUUGUGAAUGGAAACAAGGGAUGUCGGUGGCUCUCCAAAAACUACACCCAUUCCCCCUGCUACUUAUGAUGUCCCUGUGACAGUGGGCGGAGCUUGCUGUCCUGUCUUUAACGUCAUUGGUGCCUUUUGAGAGUUUUUUUUGAAAGUCUUUUUGAAAGAGAGCGAAAGAGGUGAUGGUAUGACGACUUUGUUGCUCAAUGCAAUUCAAGAAGAAGAAGCAGCUGCUGCCUAUAUAAAAUAUAUCCAAUAUGUAUUUACAUUUCUCCAGUUACUUAGAGGCAUGCAAGAUACAUCUUGUACUCUGUAUCGAUCAUACUGGAAAUAUAGAGAAACCUUUUGUACUGAGGAAACUUUAAGUGCCAGAGAAAGGACAGUUAUAUUUUUUUCUCUUUAGUCAAUAUUGUAAGAUCAUGUUCUUUUUGUAAUAUUUACUGAUCAUUUUCUUGUCAUUCAGAUUUUGAAGUUAUAUUGUUGAUAGUCUCAGAUGAGUGGUUUAUCUAUUGAAAAUGAACAGAUGUGUCAUGAGUGCCACAUAACACAUGUUUCUGUUAUUUAAGUUUUCUUUUGCUGUUUAGAAAAAAGUAAUAAAACAUACUACUGAAA